GUCAAUUCCUUAUCGAAGUGUAUGGGUUGUAUUUUUUUAUAAUUUUUAUAUACAAUGUUUACUAUAAUUUCGAUAAAGUUUUAUUUAAAUUUAAUAGAAAAAUUGUGAUGACGAAUCUUAUGUGAAUUUUUGUUUGAGUGACCGCGGGUGAUAUUGAUGUGUUCACGAUUCGUAAAAUGUUCACUGAAAAUAGUUUACGAUCUACCAACAUUACCAUGGCAUGUGUUCGGUGACCGGAGCCAAGAAACUUCUUGUGAUAUUACUUAACCUAUGAUAUAUUUUAAAUAAUUUAUCAUGUGACUUAUUGUGAUAUAAUGUGUAUAUAAAGUAACUUAGUGCCUUAGAUACUACCGUUUAAAACAUUUAUUAAUAGUUUUGGAUAAAGUAACAAAGGCAUAUGCUGUUCAAUGGAUACCGAAAUAAAAGGUAAUGUUAAAGUUAAGAAGAACGCACGUAAAAAUGAGAAGAAGAAAAAAAUGGCGAACCCAGAUACAGACGUGACUUUAGACGAACUGUGUCAACAGAUGACGAAAUUAGCUGACGGGGACGAUAGUACCUCUGUAAGCUCAACUGAUAGUGAAGAUUUAGUAAAUGCUUUUAACUACAAUACCAUCACGUCAUUAGCAGCUUUAAAAGAUAUAAUUCAAGGGAACAAUAACGACACUCCGGAGACGGAUAGUUUUUUCCAACACUACUUUAUGAAUCAUUGUAAUAAUCUUUCGAGUCAUAACUCUACUACAAGUUCACCGUUUCCGUUUCCUGAGAGGCGGCGUUUGUCUCAAUGUCGCGAGGAAGACGAAGAUGAUGAAAGAAAAGAGAGUGAUAGAAAGGUAGAAGUGGGAGGCCCUAAUAUAAGUACAGUAGAAAAACAAAUUGUCGAUGCCGAAGAGAAUAUAAAGUUUGGCGACAAUUCUAUGUCUACUCAAGAGCAUGAGCCAUCAAAAAGAACAGUGAUGGGCGCACGUCAUAAAUUUCUUGUGACUACAACGGAACCACCUCCUGCGGAGCCAGUCGAACGGGCUUUGCGUUCCCAAGCUCACAAUGCACACACUGUUCAUUUUGGAACUAAAGGCGCUGAAGAGCAGCGACCAAGUGUAAGAUCUAUUUUUCAAAGACAGAAUCUCCACCGAUCCAAAAAUUAUUUUGACAGUAGUUUAAUAGAAAUUAGGUCUACAGUAGACGGAGUACCUACAAGUUCAGAAGAUAUUUGGGUUAAAAGAACAGACGAUAAGGACCCUUUUAAAAAAGGAGCAUUAGCUGUUACGAUUGAAGAAAAUGAAGCUCACGCCCAAAGCAAAGAACAUAUUGGGGAAAAGAACAAAGAACCGAAACGGGUGCGCUCUGGGACAUGGGGUUCGCAAACGAAUCGUGUAGAAAAAGAAACAGUGAAGAAGCCACAAUCUCGCAAGGAGAAGGAAGUACGAAAGAGUAAUGAAGAUCGACGGCAAAAGCGAGAUCAACACCUGGAUGUGGCGAUGACUCGUAGCACGCAGUCGGUAGGGGAGCGCAAGCGGCGCGGCUCUGCUGACGAAGGGCAAGGACAUCCAAUGUAUCAACAAACCAUUCAUGGUACAUCAGGAGUAAGUCGUAGGCCCGCACUCUUCGACAUAUUCAAGUCCAAAACUCGCGGCGAUGCCAAGAAACAACCGUCCAUCAUGCAGCAAGUCAAAGCUGCUGUUCAGAGCAUGACUAAGUCGGGCUCUAGUGCGAAAGAUUCGCAGAAGUCAUCGGAAUCGCCGAAGGCCGAGACAUCUAAAGCCGAACCGGGACCUAGUUCAAAGACUGCGUCAGUUAAAGCAAAGGACGGAUCCGCUCACCCGCAUCCCAGUGGUGAUGCUAAGUAUUACCACACUGUGAUGGUGCCCCCCAACCGUCGCCCUAGUGCCAUGGCUAAAGUGAUGGACAUCUUCCGUGGUCGAGCCUCGAUCCCACCGACAGAUGGCUCUGAAAGGCGGAGGAGGACCGUUGCCCAGCAACAGCAUUAUCCUGUUGCUGCCCAGCCAAGCACGAACAGUGACGUAAUUAGGCAAGUCAUAAGAGCUCACUUACGGCGGGCGGCGUCACAGGAGGCUGAGAAGAGACGCUCCUCACUGGGCCACGUGCCUACGAUACGUCACCGAGCUUCUGAUGCGUUCCUGGAUCCACAUCAUGCUGCCAUUCUUUUUAGGGACUCGAGAGGUCUACCGGUUGCAGAUCCAUUUUUGGAAAAAGUCAAUCUCUCCGAUCUCGAAGAAGACGAGUCCCAGAUUUUCGUGAAGUUCUUCAAGUUCCACAAGUGUUACGAUUUGAUCCCGACAUCCGCGAAGUUGGUGGUAUUCGACACGCAGCUACUAGUGAAGAAAGCCUUCUUCGCUCUCGUGUACAACGGAGUUCGUGCCGCGCCGCUAUGGGACUCACAGCGGCAAAAAUUCGUGGGCAUGCUCACCAUCACGGACUUCAUAAAGAUCUUGCAGAUGUACUACACGAGUCCUAAUGUCACUAUGGAGGAACUUGAGGAGCAUAGGCUUGAGACGUGGCGCCAGGUACUGAAGGGUUCCGUGAUGCCAUUGGUGUCCAUUGGUCCGGAUUCGUCGCUGUACGAGGCCAUCCGGAUCCUAAUAACGAAUCGUAUCCAUCGGUUGCCGGUCAUCGACCCCGAUACCGGCAACGUGCUCUACAUACUCACACACAAGAGGAUACUGCGUUUCCUAUUUUUAUAUAUAAACGAGUUGCCAAAGCCGGCGUACCUUCAAUGUAAACUGCGAGAGCUCAACAUCGGCACGUUGAAUGAUAUAGAAACGGCCACAGAAGAUACGUCCAUCAUCGAGGCACUGAGGAAGUUUGUCAACCGUCGAGUGUCAGCGCUUCCGCUCAUCGACUCCGAGGGUCGUCUUAAGGACAUCUACGCUAAGUUCGAUGUCAUUAACUUAGCUGCGGAAAAGACGUACAACAAUUUGGACGUAUCUCUGAAGACAGCUAACGAGCAUCGUAACGAUUGGUUCGAGGGUGUCCAGAAGUGCAAGCUGGAUGAGACGCUGUUCGAUGUCAUGGAAAGGAUAGUGAGAGCUGAGGUACAUCGUUUAGUAGUAGUGGACGAGGAAGACAAAGUGAUAGGUAUAAUAUCACUCUCAGAUUUGCUUAUGUACCUCGUGUUACGCCCGACGGGGCAGUGUGGCGGUACUAGUUUACGCAAAGAGCACGCCUCCAUAGAGGAAAAGGAUGAAGCGACGUGCGCUGAUGGGGACCCUAACUCCGAUACGGAGACUACUGCCUCGGAUAAAGAAGCGGCCCUCACAGAUGCUACGCUAAUCCUAUCAGAGGCGGCACCGCCUUCACCGGAUCCGAUACCCGUUACUCUCGUUCCUACCGACCCGGAACCCGUAGCGGUCGCAGACACUCAGUGAAUUUAAAUACCAAAACGAGUGCCAAGAUUUAUUACCUAUGUGAUUCUUCUGCAUGAAUAUAGAUAUUACUUAGUGUUAGCUGAUUUAUCUCGCAUUAUGAUUUAUUGCAAUAUCAAAAUGGAGUUUGCAACGUGAAAUAGAUUUGAUGCCAAUUUUAACCAUGGUAGAUUCUCAAUUGAUAUCGCUGAGUAUAAAUGGCAUUAAUGAUUCCCUGAUGUCUUUCAUCUCUUUUAAUCACUCUUCUAUUCUAAUCCGCAGAUAAACGGGAUAGAGUACACGCGAUAGAUUUUUUCAAAAGUCAUUCACGUCGCAGGCUCCAUUUUGGUUAUAUUUCUUGGUUUAUGAACUUUAUUAAGUUUGUUGGUUUAAUUAGGAGGCGGUUGUGAUAUAAGGUCAAAUACUUUUGCAUGGAGUUUUUGGCACUCUUUAACUUGUCGAAAAAAGGAUUAUAUUUGAUAUUUAUUAUUAUUUUAUUUGUAAAAUAACAUAGAGCAGAUUUUACUUUUUUUUUUGGUAUAUAUAAUUUUUUAUUUAUAUAUUCUCUGGUCGCCAAUUCCUAGAUGCCUACGGACGUACUUAUUUAAUACGUUUUAUAAGUCUAAUAAAACUUGCGUCUAAUCAAUGUAACGAUUAACUGUUGAUAUAGAAGCAAUGUGCGCUACUUGAAAUUUAGGUACAUGUAUUAUAACUAUACUAAGAUAGUGUAAGAUUAAAAAGUUCGUUACUUACGGCGCAAAUAAUAUAUAUAUUGCGCAUGUAUCUUGGGAUAUCGUUCUGUGGAACUAAUGGAAUUAAUGUACCAGUAGAUAUUGGGCUAUAUGGACAGAUUCCGUUGGGUAUAAAAUACAAGGGUCAAUGAGCACGCUAAGAUGUAGUAUGACAGCACGGGCACAUGUUCAUGUAAUGUAACAUUAUUUGUCACAAUUACAAGGCAAGUUCUCUAUACUUACCCCUUUUGUGAAAAUAGUAUUCGUAAAAAAAUCCAGAUUUUUAAUUCAUAUUAAAUUUACACUAUGUAUGUAUAGUAGAAAAGUGAAUAUAAUGUUAUAUUCGACUAUUCUUAUUUUUUAUUACAAUUCGACAACGUGCCAAUGUAACAUUAUGUUACAUUAUGCACGGAGCGUUAUGCAUGUUCUCGAUACUAAUAUGAAAUUAAUACCGGACGAAAAGUACAGUUUUAAUUUUUCCUCAAAUAUAAGUUUAUUUAAAGGCCUAUGAUACCUGUGCAUAUUAUAUAUCCAUGUGCCCCCUUUGUGAUGAUGACCAUUGCUUAACCGUCGGCCCCAACUCGCAAUUAUGCGUGUAAUCUGGCCGAAUAUGGUAUGGUAAGUACCUAAUUUCAUUUUCUUAACUGAGUAAUUGUAAUUUCAUGUACUAAGUAAUUGUGAUUUAUAUUGAUAGUAACGUUAAAUGGUUAACAAGUGAUGCGUACAGAUUGACAUGUGUGUUAAUAUUAAUAUUAUUUAAUAUACAAUUUGUUGUUUAAAAAAAGUUAGUUAAGAACGCGAUGAAUGUUGUUCGUAUGUAUUGGUAAAUGGCGACGCGGCCAGAUAAGCUGUUUGUUUGCCGUCAUUCGGAACUUGUGAAUUUCUCAUAUCCAAUUCUGGAACGUCAGUACUUCUAAAAUGAAUUAAUUGUAUUUUAAUUUACUAAUUUUAAAAUAAAUAUUGAAUAGAGUUUCAGAAUUGGUAUUGUAUUCACUGUAUAAUUAUUCUCUAAAUCUGUCUCUAAAAAUUUGUCACUAAUUACAUACAUAUAUGUAACGUCUGUCUCUCAUUAGGGUAAACAGAAACAAUGGAAGGUCAAAUGCUUCGAUUUAAACAGAUUUCUUUCGUUUCCUCUACAUUCAUUAAUCUUUUCAUACACGCUCGCCGGUUACGAGUACUUUUAGUUUCGGUUUUCUACACGUCACCUAUUUGGUCAAUACACGUUCAUCUAGAGCGGCCCCUAUCAACGUCUCCAUUCUUUCAUGCUCUAAUAAUCUCUAAAUUGUCUGUCUCUAAUUUCUUGUAUUAAAGUGUAUCUAUUAUUUCUUGUGUCAAAAUCUGUCUCUAGUUUCUUGUGUAAAAAUCUGUUUUUAAUUUCUUGUCUUGACUGAUAGUAUAAUUAUUUUAUUGUCACAUAAUUUACGGAAAAUUUACCCCAAACCGUAUAUACUUGGUUUCAUUUUCGCACGCUGGUCGAUUUUGUGUUUUUUUAUUUUAAAAAACUCUUAUAUAUUUGUCGAGAAUGUUCUAUCCGAAUAUGAACCGUAAUCGCAGAUGGUCCGAAACUAAUCGAAUGUUAUUCCCAAAUGUGCACGUUGAUUGGGUUAUUUACAAUUCAAAUUUAAUAUUAAACAUAUUAAAUUACUUAUGAACCUUUUAGAAAUGAAUUAUCAAUAUAUACUAUAAAUAUAAAUAAAAUAUAUGACAGACACAAAAGAUUGAGCCCCUUCAUUCAUAAAAGCAGCAAACCUAUUUGUUCAUCUAUUUUAGUGCUUUGUCUUUUUCUUUUCUAUUAAAUUCUCAAUUUAAAAGAAAGUAAUAGAACACUUUAAUAUUUAAAAUAGGUUUGUACAAUGUUUUAGUUUAUGAAUAAGACAGUUCACGAAGCGCUUUACGCCCGGUUUACAUUACUAUAACACACUUUCAAGUGAUUACUGAUUUUGUUUGGAUUUUGCGCCGACAGCAAUAUUUUUAUAACUAUUUACGAUCGAUUGGUAAACGACAUCUCAUGUCGACUCACAAGUUAUAUUUACUUUAAUUAAAUUUUGCCCAUGACUUUGUACGCUUGGAUUAGGAAGUUGGAAAUCCAAUGAAAUAGCUUCUAGACGGCGUAUUAAGUAAAAAAAUCUAGUUACAUUUAUAUGCAUACAAUUACUUUAAUAGGAUUAAACUAAAUAUUCACAUUCAAGUUCUAUUAAGCCGAUUAAAGCGAGUGUUCUAAUGUUAAUCGGGCGUUCGAGACAGUUUUAGAGAGUCAUUAUCCAGAAGUACUUCUAUUGGUUAAUUAGUUAAGAGUUUGUGUAUAUUUCACUAACGUCAAACAUCAUCAUUAUUAAAAUACAAUUGUGUUCUUACCUUGAUACUCAAAUUUUUCUAAUGAUAGGUCUAAUUCGUUUAUUCUAUUAUCUAUAUAUAAUAUGCAAACAUUUAUUGUACUCUAAUAUUUGUAACAUAUAUUUUUUUUCUCUUUGCAACGAAUUUGACCUAACCAGCAUACUUACUACUGAUAUGCAAUUUCACAGUACAUUGAUUGAUGCAAUCAAAAUCCAAUGCCCGAAUUCUGAUUCUUAUUAAUUAUAUAAAUAAAAUAUUAACGUUAAAAAAGUUAAGUGUUAUGACUUUUACAAAAAGAUUUAUUCCAAUAUUAAAUGUCUAAAAUGAUCAUAUUGGGCGAUUCAUUCCAGCGCAUUUCCACCAAAUAUACAUAAUUCGAUUUGAUUAUGUAUGUUGUGAUACAUGUAGAAAACAUAUUUGCUUGUAUUGAUGUCGCGAUAAACGUUUCACACAAAAUAUAUAUGUCAUAAACAUGAUAUGUUUUCAAUGGGAACAAUUCAAUACUUCAUAUUUGUUAUCGGUUUUGAAAAUCCAUAAAAUGGUCCUGGCCUUAUAUGAAUAUCAAAUUAUUGAAUAGUUGUAGGAACUUGUGCAGAUAUUAACUUCUUAUGAUGCUAUGAACAGGUCAUAUUAAACAUUUCAGUACCUAAGGACCUUGAUUCUGUUUGUUAGUAGUAUGGCGGAUUACAAUAUCGCUCACAUCACAUCACAUCUCAUUGAUCUCAGUCAUGCAACUAAAGUUGCAAAAUCUCCAGUAUUUGUAAGCAAUUAGGAUUGCAUGAAAUAUAUAAAAAUUAAAUUAAUAAUUUAAAUGAAUUUGCAAAGGAAACGCAUUGAUAUAAGCCAACAGUCUCAAUUAGGUAGUAGUUCAAAUGUGUCAAAUUUUUCUAUCGAAAUUUUAUUAUAUAUUAAACUAUUUGUAAAUUAGUAGAAUUAUGGACUUGCGGGUUUGUUACAAACUGUUUAUUCAAAAUUUGAUAGAUUUAAGUCACGUGAUUACAAGCAGGCCAGAUUUGUCUAUGGUUUUAUUACCAUACAGGGCAGCUCAAUUUAAUUAAUAUAUUUAUCAGGUUUAGGCGUUUAUAAUGAGCCUCCUGGUUUGAAUCGAUACGUAGAUAUUACAUCGGAAUUCGGGCAAGGAACGUGGCGUAUAAAUUUGCCACCCUUAUAAUUAGUUAUAGCAACCUAAAAUAAUUUAUAUUUAUUUGCAAUUCGUCUAAUUGAUUGUUUUCCGUUGGCAUCUGUAAAAUGGACCUUUAGAUAUAAAUUGCUGUUAAUGUUGUUAGAAGUUAGUUGUUAGUACUAAAUUAACUCCUGUUAACUCUGCUCCUUUUACGGAUGCCCAUAGAAAGUUGUCACUUAACUUAUUGGAAAUAUUAAUUGUUAUAGAAUACCAAAAUGAUCACAAUUAUUUUUAACUCCUCUUUCAGUUGUCGACUCAUAUAUAAAAGCAAAAGUAAUUAUUUAUACAUGUAUCACAACAAGUUUUGUACUUGAUAUAGUAAUCGAUGUAUGUUUGGUAGGAACCGGAUGUAAGUAAGAGCCCAUAUGUAUCUACGUUCACGUACUCCGCAAGUAUUAUGAAAUGUGUUAUUAAUUUAUGAGUAGAGUAACGAAUAAUUGUCUGUUAUAUAAAUGUUUUAUUAAUAAAUUCAAUAACUUUUGUAGUGAUUAUAUUGGAUAAAAUGGAGUACUUUUCAAUAAUAAUAUGACGUUCUAUCGAUGGUUUACUGUGUUUCGUGUUGUUAGAGAGACGCAUAUAUAAAUAUGGCAUUAUGAAGUCUUGAAAUAAAAUUUGGUUUCAGACGA
Galleria mellonella (greater wax moth) is the source of this 8233-nucleotide messenger RNA. RefSeq lists its product as uncharacterized. The transcript has 17 exons. NCBI's taxonomy places the organism in Eukaryota, Metazoa, Arthropoda, Insecta, Lepidoptera, Pyralidae. Bases 408 to 3383 code for a protein of 991 amino acids. The record is from RefSeq and is a predicted model, not a curated record.